Messenger RNA from Phoenix dactylifera (date palm), 1030 nucleotides. RefSeq names its product DCL-like protein. Lineage: Eukaryota; Viridiplantae; Streptophyta; Magnoliopsida; Arecales; Arecaceae. Gene Ontology annotation, cellular component: chloroplast. The record is from RefSeq and is a predicted model, not a curated record. Gene Ontology annotation, biological process: chloroplast rRNA processing; chloroplast organization.
UCCAGUCAGACGCCAUCAUCUCCUCGCUCACAUGGCCUAUGCGGCGGCUCUCCUAUUGCUGAGAGGCGCCCCUCUCCUCCGCGCCCGCAUCCCGCGCGCGGCCUUCCCGCGUCGCUUCUCCGCCUCCGGCCUAUCCGCCGCCGACGAGCCCCAGUCACCGGAGACCGCCGCGUCGGCGUGCGAGAGCAUUCCCGUCACCGCCAAGGGGCCGCCUCCGCCGCCGCCGUCCAAGCAAUGGGCCGACCAGCCCGAGUACAGGAGGUGGAAGGAUAGACAAGAGGAGAUCCUCAAAGACAUCGAGCCCAUCACCAUCCUCACCAAGGAGAUACUCCACUCCGACAGAUACAGGGAUGGGGAACGUUUAGAUGCUGAAGAUGAGAAGGCAAUCGUUGAAAAACUUCUUCCAUAUCAUCCACAUUCAGAAGAUAAAAUUGGUUGUGGCCUUGAUUCUAUAAUGGUUGAUCGACAUCCACAAUUCAGAAAUUCAAGAUGCCUGUUCGUUGUAAGAACUGAUGGUGUCUGGAUAGAUUUUUCCUACCAGAAGUGUCUUCGAGCAUAUAUUCGAGAAAAGUACCCAUCUCAUGCAGAAAGGUUCAUCCGAGAACAUUUCAAACGUGGCUGAGGAUUUUACGUACCUUGUCAUUUAUAUAUUUUGCUCGUCCAACCACGCAAGAUUCUCACUGGUUAUUGGCAUGGAGGACAGGUCAAGUUAUUGGUCUCAUUCCAGUUUUGCAUAGUGCUUGUUGCUUCUGAAUUCAGUUGCUGUUUUGUUCCAGCGACCUAGAAAACUUAUUUAGCAGCUGCAGCUCGGACCAAUGUAAUGAAAUGAAAUAUGUUAGAUGAUCUUUUUUAAUGUGUUCCCCGCUUAAAUGCUUCUCUUGAAAAAAUCGUAGGGUCACACAUUAUUCUUGUUGUAAAAGUUCGUGACAUUGCUGAUCUGAGGCAAAAAAUAAUUUUUACUGUACUGCAGCCUGAAGUUUGGUACUGAAGCUCGAUGAAUCUGAUUAGUUGCUGUCUGAGCACCUUGAUA